AUGGACGACAUCCUCAGCUUCCACGCAACUGAGACUACUGUAGGCGAUCCCGAGUUCGUCAAAGUUUACGAGGACCAUGACCUCCCUCUGACGUCCCAACAGCUAACUACUCAGGACGUUGUAUUUGUACUUGGCGUUGAGGUCUGUGAUUGUGGUACACGUUUGCGGUACCCGACAAAAGGGAUCCAUACUGCUGUUACUUGGCCCUUGACAACCCCAGUCACUUAUCGGCAAGCAUUGGGAUUCCUUGGUAGCCUCCUCCAAGAAGCUGACCUUCUUCCUUACCACAUCCUGCCGUGUAAGAAUCUUCUCACCGGUCUUGUCAGCAAAUGCCGGUCCGAGCUUGAUCGCGGAUGGGAUCAGGCCAUCCCGGCUGAUGUCUUGAACCUCCUUUCUCAGUGGCAAGAACUACUCAAAUCAUCUACGCUGACUACUAUCCCGCGUCGAGUCGAUUUACUUACACCUCUGGACAUCUAUGUCGAUGCCAGCAAGACUAUGCUUGCUUACACCAUCGAACAGAACGGUGAUCCAGUCUUCCGUGGCCAGUUGCCUCUCACCAAGUCCCAAAAGGUAUUCCAUAUCAACACGUUGGAGCUCUUGAGCAUCUACCACGCUUGUUCUCGUGUUCGUCUCUUUGAACUUGAUGUUGGUGCAAUCUUUGAACAUCUCAACCUCCACUGCGACUCCGUUACUGCUUUGGCUGUGGUGCGUCACCAUCGUGUUCAUACUGGGGUCCAAGAAGUCUACUGCCGACAAUAUUUGACUUUGAUUCAGCAACUACUGGGUGCUAGGCAUCUCAAUUGCUUUCAUAUUAAAGGAGCUGAUAAUCCGGCCGACGCUGGAACUCGGUGUACCUUAUUCAAUGACAUUGUUACUUGCCGUGCUCAUUAUGAUGUUGCAUCCGUUAGCGAGCUACCUGCCACAAACGAGCAAGCAUGUCAGGUCCGCAAACGCGACGACUUCUCCGCGGAUACUGAGAACGACUCGUCUAUUGCUAGUCGUGUGAAGGCCCGUCGUACAUCCACGAUCUCCUCAGCAUCAUCCCAAGCAUCUCCUCCUGCUGCUAUCUCGGACCCAGCUGAAGCCACAACUGUAUCUACUGUAUCGGCUCUCACUCCGCCUUGGUCUUCAGAUUAG
This is a messenger RNA of Perkinsus marinus ATCC 50983, 1137 nucleotides long. RefSeq lists its product as hypothetical. The coding region runs from base 1 to 1137 and encodes 378 amino acids. The record is from RefSeq and is a predicted model, not a curated record. Lineage: Eukaryota; Perkinsozoa; Perkinsida; Perkinsidae. The transcript has a single exon.